AUGCCUUUCCAGCGCCCGCCGACCUUUACUGUCCAGCUCUGGCUGGCUGAGACUAAUGAGAUCUUUUCACUGCCUCAGUGCCAAAAUGACUUAACUCUGAAGAAGCUCAAGUCCCAUUUAGAAUUGUUGACUGGGAUCCCCCUUCACUUCCAGCGGCUUCAGUACCUGGAUGAAGCAGAUCUGGCUGACGAGUCUACGUUUGAGGACAAUGAUAUUGUCCCUGGUGGAAGGAUUACAAUGCGCAUCUGGCAACAAGAUGGCUGGGGGCAUCUUGUGGCAGCUGCUGCACAAAGAGAUACUAUGAAGCUAGCCUGCCUGGGAGUUACAGAGGACUCCACGAGCACCACGCCGUAUGCAGAGGUACUGGGACCACAGCAGAAAAAGGAACGGGUAGCACAUCGCGCUUUCGUGGCACUGUUUGUUGCCAGCCACAGAGGUCACGUUGAAACUGUCAGGUUUCUCCUGAGACAUGGUGUGGAUUUGCAUGCUAAGACCCCGCUGGGAAGGACGGCCCUUCACGUCGCUGCUGUCACGGGCCAGCGCGACUGCAUCAAGCUGCUCCUUAGCUACGGGGCACGAGCUCUUGACCCCGACAGCGAGGGACAAACUGCGGUGAGCCUUGCCCGCCUGUGGGGCCAGAAGCAGAGUGAACACACCAUGGUUCACUUCCAGAGGAGGAAGAAAUUCCCUGGCACUGUGCCACCUGCCCGCGCUGUCAGUCGGGCCUUGCAGCAGACAUCUGGUCCCACGUCCUAA
Molecule: messenger RNA, 756 nt
Organism: Antrostomus carolinensis (chuck-will's-widow)
Lineage: Eukaryota; Metazoa; Chordata; Aves; Caprimulgiformes; Caprimulgidae
Gene: ANKRD60
Product: ankyrin repeat domain 60
Exons: 4
Coding region: 1-756 (251 amino acids)
Molecular function (GO): protein binding
Source: RefSeq, a predicted model, not a curated record